Molecule: messenger RNA, 806 nt
Organism: Galdieria sulphuraria
Lineage: Eukaryota; Rhodophyta; Bangiophyceae; Galdieriales; Galdieriaceae
Product: thylakoid lumen 15.0 kDa protein
Exons: 5
Coding region: 49-693 (214 amino acids)
Source: RefSeq, a predicted model, not a curated record
GACUACUCAUUGACAAACAAUUCAUCUUUUCAGUUUCUUCAUUUCGCAAUGGUAAGAGAGAUGAUCUCCUCAGUUGUAUUCUUUAUUUCCGAGCACUCUUUUCACUUGACAAAUAAGUUCAAGCUUCGUUUCCCAAGGCGUGCAAGUUGUGCGCAGUGCCAUUCUCCAUCAUCUUUCCAACGUCGAACGUUGCUGAGAUUUUUGUUCGCCUUUCCUUUGAUCACCAGUGUCGGCAGUCAUUCUGUUUUAGGAAGACCAGAAGGAGUAAAUAAACCCAAUCUACUUCCAAAGGAGAAGAAGUUAGUUAUAGAUUUGGAACACUACUUGACAAGUGGACAAUUGAAGUCUCUGGAACGCCAAAUUGAAGACUUGGAACGAAGAUCGGGUUUCAAACUACGAGUCUUAACACAGAGAUAUCCCGAUACACCAGGACUAGCUAUAAAGGAUUAUUGGCAACUGGAUAGUCGUUCUGUUGUUAUGGUUGCCGAUUUUUUUGGAAAUUCUGGGAAUCUUCUCAAGUUUAAUGUUGGCAGCGACUUGGAUGGGUUGUUGCCUCCAAGAUAUUGGUCGUUAUUAUCUUCCAAGUAUGGAAACAAAUUUUUUGUUGAACAAUAUGGUGAAGAUAGAGCGAUAUUAGAUGCUGCCGAUAACAUAUUCUCUUGUAUUUUGCAAAAAGGAUGUGCUACUCCUUAAAGUUGGUUGUUGUGGAUGAAACGAUAAAGUAUUCCAUUUGCUUGUUACAAACUUGGAAGGGUUCAGAUUCUAUUUCGUGUUUCCAUGGCAUUAUGUAUAACAUUCUAUUCACA